ACUUAUUUGCCGAUAGCCGCUACGAAAACACUGGCAGUUAGGCCGGAGGAUAUUUUCUAUUUACUAGAAUAUGAGUACGGAAUACGAUUGUAAUUAUGGAUAGCGAAGCGUUUAGGAUGAGUAGGCUUAACAGGCCUAUAUCCGGUUAUAUCACCAAUGUUCCGUGCGAUUGCCCAAUUCAGGGGAGUUUAACGAGGGACGAGCAUCAUAUAUCUCCAAUAGAAGCUGACCAACUACCGUCUAAGAGGGACUUCACUGAUAGGGCUUUUAGUUACAAUAGUGGUUCAGAUGGAGAGACUGAUGAUCAUUUAACUUCACCGUCCGACGAACCUCCACCACCAGCUCCCGGUACCUUAUAUACUCCGGUUUCUGAAUCGGAAACAGAAAACGAUCCCUCAGAAAGAUCGACUUUACCAGUUAAAAAUAGACGUUCGGAUACAUUGAGGAGUACCACAACAGAAAAUCAUUAUUCAAGGAUAAGCGAAGCCGAGACUAUGCCCCGAGGAAGAAUUAACAUUGGCGAAGAGACGAUCGGACCGGAUGUGCCUCCUCGCUUUCCCACGCUUCAUACAAAUCAUAUAGCCGGUGGUGAUCAUCACUACAUAAGGCAGGACGCUUCAGGAACUGUCUUCAUUCCUCAGCCGGGAAUGAUGACAAUGAAUAUUCCAAGGACUAACAUCCGACAAAGAAAUGGAGCAUCGCCCGCAACAAAUUUUAAUGAUAUAAACUCUCCAGCAUUAUUUAAUGAUUGCAGUCCUGACAGGUUAAAAGUACAAGGUAAAGACGCGGAUGUGAGCAGUGAUUCGUAUUGGGCGAGGCAAAAUGCUGCUCACUUAAACAUUCCACCGUUACCGGUCGGAAGUUAUCCACCUUCUAAUUCCGGAGUCGCACCUGCUCACGCGGCCGCUGAUAUAUAUUCGCGAUUCUCGUCUGAUUAUUCUAGAAUGAAACGGGAAUCAGUUCUACGAUGCUGCCUGGAAAAAUGUUCCUGGAAAAUAACAACAAUUCUCUUUGUCCUUCUCUUCAUAUUUACAUUAGGGACGGCAGUAUACUUUAUAGCUCAACCAACCGAACCAAUCGAGAGAAGGGAGCCUGAAAAAAUUAGCCUGAUGAAUGGAAAGCGUAUGUCGGUUACACUCAAACCGCAUAGUUUUAUAGUUAACGAAUUUAGAAUACAUGCCGAUCGCCAUUACAUGUUCAAUUUCUCUUUGCCACGCUACUCCGUUUUGGGUAUAUUUUUGAGGAGAGGAGAUACUCCGUCUUUUGUACAGUACGAUGAAAUCUUUCGUGUUUACGGGAUAUUUACUGAUAGAGCUAAGAGAUCUAUUAGUAAUAAAGAAGUAAUGAAAGAUACUGGAGACGAUCGAUUCUACACAUUUUUACAUAGCGGUCUUUGGUACAUGAUGAUUUAUAAUGAUGGGAAAGCGGACGUUGAUUUUUCAUUCGAAGGGAAAGUUUAUAGGAUGAAAGGUGGGAGGAACUGUCCGGGAAAUUGUAACGGAAGGGGAAAGUGCUACGAGAAUGGAGAUUGCGCUUGUUAUAAUGGUUGGAGAGGUGUCGAUUGUUCGGUAGAGCCCUGUCCAAUACUAUGUAGCAAUCGGGGAGUUUACAUAAGAGGAAGAUGCGAAUGCAAAGAAGGCUACAAAGGAAACGAGUGUGAAUAUUCCAUAAAUCAAUGCGAAGUACCUAACUGCAAUGGCUAUGGGAAGUGUCAGGGUGGCAAAUGCGUUUGUCAUCCGGGCAGGACCGGAAAACAUUGCGAGCUCGGGACUUGCAGCGAUCCGAAUUGUUCAGGGAACGGCGUUUGCGUCAAUUCAACUUGUUACUGCAACGCCGGAUUUUCAGGCGAUAAAUGCGAGUACGAGGGUAACGUUUGCCCGCAAGCUUACUGCAAAUAUCGAGGAUAUGUAGGCAGUAAUCGGCCGCUCUGUACUUGCAAUAGCGGUUAUUACGGAACGCAAUGUGAAUUUGAACAAUGCAGCAUAACGUGCGGACCGCACGCUGAAUGCCAUGGGAAAGUAUGCAAAUGCCACGAAGGUUGGUCAGGGACGUUCUGUAAUCAUAGAACAUGCGAUGCCAGGUGUGAAAGAGAUAAUCAUGGUAUUUGCAUGAACGGAACAUGCGUAUGCAAUGUAGGCUUUCACGGAACUUUGUGUACAUUUGAUGAUUGCCGGCUGAAUUGUAACGGACAUGGAAAGUGUGAAAAGAAUUCGAAUGGUGAAGGAUACACUUGCCUCUGCCAAAGGGGCUUUGGUGGUAAAUACUGCCAUAUUGAAGAAGAAACGUCUCAUGAUAAAUGCCAUGAUGGUAAGGAUAAUGAUGGAGAUGGAUUGACAGAUUGCCAAGAUCCGGAUUGUAGUAGGAGAGAAUUAACAGCACCAUGCAAGACUUUCAAUCCUAGCCAAUAUCGACCAUUUGAUUUGUACUUGUUAAGGCCACAAUUCGUUCCGACCUCGUUUUAUGAGAGGUUCAAAUUUCUUCUUGCUGAUGGGAAACUUCAAAAUAUUGCCACAUGGACGAUGCCCCAGAAGAGGAUGAGCCUUCUCAAAGGAAGGGUUCUUAUGCACAACGAUGUACCCGUUUUCGGUAUUAAUGUCAGCAUUUCCGGCCAGCCUUUCUGGGGAUGGACUUUAACAGACAGUGGCAAAAGCAAUUACAAUGAAGGCGGUGUCUUUCACAUGUUAGUAAGCGGAGGAGGAUCGCUAGAAAUAAAAUUCGAGCAUUUCCCUCCGUCUGGUGAAAAACCAGUAUUUAAAACAAAAACCGUUCGAGUAAUGGUCCCUUGGAAUGAUGUAGUUAACAUUGGAAACGUUUAUAUUGAAUUAGUCAAAAAGGAGCCAAAGAAAAAGAAAAGUGAUUGUACAGUUAGACAUGAUAGACGCCUGCUGCACCCAGUCAUUGUCUAUUCCUGGAUAAAUUCGUAUAAUGGAGGUUGCAAAGAGGGUUGUCUGUUUCCUCUAUCAAAUACUCAUAAACAAGUGAUACCUAUUCUCGAUACUCCGUUAUCGUUAGUAUAUGUAUCCUCAAACGCUAACAAUUUUGAAUCAAAGUUAACCGUAAAGGUUACAGAUUCUUACGUUCCGGAAGACUUACAGGAAAUCCGUCUUAUUUUAGAUGUUGAAGAUUGGAGAGAGCAUGGUGUUAUUGAAGCACUUCCUCAUCAAACUUUUACAUUCUAUUUGAAGCGCCAGCAAACUGCUUUAAUGAUUCAAUAUAGUUAUGGAAAUGUUUUAGCAAAGAUUUCAAUAGGAUAUAUCUAUCGAUCUUGUACUCAACCACAAUGGCAUCAUUUAACAUCAAAAAUAACUACUGCUUCUGCUCUGACAUCAAAAAUUUACAAGUGGAACUUGAACAUCCAUCACUUUUAUAGCAUUGCAAACAAUAUACUAUUUAAAGGCGAUGGUACACUUAUCGAUUUCACUGAGAGACCUCGUAUUUUAGUUGAUAUAUUUAAGGGACGAAAAUGCAAAAGAAAGAAGAAAGCUUGCCGUUUGCGUUCUCCUAGAUCGUUAGCCAGUGACGGAAACGGAAAUGUUUACGUAUCGGACGAACGUUUUAUAUGGAAAUUUGAUGACAAGGACGGAUAUGAAUUACAUAUGGAUUUUAUUAGAUUUAAUCCAUCCUAUCUCCACUAUAUCGCCGUUGAUCCAACGACGAACUACUUAAUCGUAUCAGAUCCUAGAUCCAGAGCCGUUGUUAAGCAAGAAACUCCCGACCCGAAAGAGAAUGGUUUCAAUAUGAAUAAGAUAGCUGGGGGCGGUGGAAAAUGCAUACCCGGUCAACCGGACGAAUGCGGUGAAGGGGGAUACUCGGGUCGUUCCAGUUUGCAACAUCCGAAAGGCGUGGCUGUGAAUAAGCACGGUGAAGUCUAUAUUGCUGACGGAGCCGUUGUAAGAAAGAUCGAUAAGAAUCGUAAUAUUCAUACGGUUGUCGGUACAAUUGGAUUACCAACAAAAUUAAAGAAAUUUCCAUGCAAUGGUACCAUACCAGCGAGAGAAGUUACCCUUUGGGAUCCAUCGUCGAUAGUUAUAUCGCCUGUUGACGACUCAUUACACAUCUUAGAUGGUAAUGUUGUUUAUAGAUUAUCUGAAGAUGGAUAUCUAUCGAUAAUAGCUGGUAGACCACAUCACUGUCCGCCCAUAACUAAACGAGAACAGUAUAUUGAUAUUGAAUACACUGAACCGUAUCCAGCUUUCGACGCUAUUCUAUAUGAACCGCGUGAUAUUGCUUUUGAUUAUAAUGGUCAAUUAUACAUAUUGGAAUCAGAUGGCAAAAAAAUAAAUCGUGUACGAAUAGUAACGUCGGAUGGUUUCAUCAAGUUAUUUGCUGGUAGAGUUUCAGAAUGCGACUGCUCAAAAGAACGUUGCAAUUGCAAUGAGCACUUGGGAGUUUCCGCUCUAGAUGCCUUACUCAAUUCGCCGUCUAGUAUUACUGUAACGCCGGAUAAUACCUUAUAUAUUUCCGAUACGGGAAAUGGAAAGAUACUUAAAGUCGUCAGCCAAGUGCCUAAAUUAGAAGAGAAUAAAUUCAAUUUCAAAUCGGUUGAUUUCUAUAAGGCUAAGAAAAUCUACCGUAUAAUGGAUAGUGAAACUAAAGAAAUGUACGUCUUCAAGGAUAAUGGUCAUCACUUAUUAACAAUUGAUUUGCUGACUGGAGAAGUGAAGUACAAAUUUAAAAUCGAUUAUCGAGGAGAUCUUAGACAGGUCAUUUCUAAUGGAACAGAUGAUUCAAAGUUCAAUGUAACUGUAGAUCGUAAAUUGUAUCAAAAUAGGGGAGACGAAUGCCUACUCGUUAAUAAUCAAUGUUAUAAAUUGGGUAAAGAUGGUUCUAAGCAACUGAAAAAGUUCACCUAUCCUAACGGUCAAGCCUAUCAAUUUGAAUUUAACCUAGAAUAUCAGCUAUUAUCAAAGGUCGAACCACAUGGUGAGCUGACAUUUUUCGAAUAUGAUCAAAAUAAUCACUUGAAAAGUGUGGUUGGACCUACUGGCGACGUUAUUGAACUUAAACAAGAUGAUUUGAGUGAUCUUUCAACGUAUGACCUAUACGUAACUGGUAUGAAUAGUAUUAAAUGGAGAAUAAACGACGGCUCAAUUACAUAUUCGCUCCAAGACUCCACGGCUAAGAAUAUUAUUCGCAGAGUUAAUGAUGAAACCUAUGUGGUAAUUCACGCUAAUAGACUCGUAUCAGUAGUAGAAAUGACGCCUCGUUAUCUCUCAACCACAGAACAAACCAUUCAAGAAAGACGUAAGCUGAUCAUUCCGAAAGAAGUAGGGAAAUUAGAGUUGGAUUUUACAAAAGUUCUACUCAGAUAUAUCGAUCUAGAUAAUAGAGAAAGAUCGAGUAGUGGAAAUACAAAUAAUUUUGGAUCUUAUUGGAAUUUCAAUUUGAACUCUACGACCGGAUCGGAUGCUCCAAUUCCGCCGUAUAGAUAUUUUGGUACUUCUUUGAAAUUAAAUAAUAUGGAAUUUCUUCGUAUUCUGUUUAAAACGGAUAAGAAUAGACCUCAAGAAAUUUAUUAUAAAUCAUUAGGAACUAAAAGGCCUUCCGAAAAGCUAUUUACGAUAGAAAAGCUCCCAGGAGGUUUACCAGUCAAAUUUAUACCUAGAUUUAGUCCAAAGAGCUUAAAUCAUAUAGUAAUUCAUUACACUGCGAGCGGAAAACUCUCAUCUUGGGCUGAGAAAAAGAACACGUUUGAAGUACGAAACAUAUCAUUCGUCUAUGAUGACCAAGAUCGCCUUACGAAAACAUUAAUAAAUCGUAGGGCUGAGUAUGAUUAUCGUUACCAUAAAGGGCACAAAGUUCCAAGAACUAUUGAACGUUCAUCCGGUAGACAAUUUCACGUUAAAAUGGAUGAUAAAGGAUUCAUUAAGGAGAUAAUAUCUCAAUCAUUAGCUCAUAAUAGAUUUCAUAAAGUUUUAUCACCAAAUCUACACCGUCUUGUCUAUCAAAGACAUCGUAACGAACGUGUUUUGUUUGAUUUUGACGCCUUCGGCCGUUGCAAGUAUAUUCGACUGCCUUCGAACGAAAGGAGGAUAUCCUACAAUUUCCUAACAGAUGGCCGCCUUCUCGAGGAAAAGUUUGACAUGACAUCAGUCAAGUACAUGUAUCAAAGUCAUUCGAACGAAUUAGCUUCAAUCCAUUUAGAAAAUGGUAUAGAAGAUCAAGGGAAAGUAUCUUUGAAUUAUUUUGGGGAUAUUGUAAUUAACUUGCACAGAAUUGAAUUUCAAAACGAGGAAGUUAAAUCAAUUGAGUUUAACUAUAAGAGGGAUGAUUUACUUCGUGUAACAGAGAUAAGUGGCCAUAUUGGAGAAAGAAUCUUUACUACACUUACGUAUAAAUACAAUGACUAUGGAGACGUUGAAUAUAUAAAUAGUAACUAUUUUAGAAAGACUUCUGAUUCAGUAGACGUUGUAGGUGUCAGCCGUAUACUCAUUGAAAAGAAACACGAUCUCUUUAAUAAAAUGGAAGAAGUAACUGUUAUGUUCGGAAAGCGUAAAGUGAGUAACAUCAUUGUUAAGAGAGAUGCGAGAGGACGUCCAAUAAGACAGGAAAAAUAUAGACACUCGUCUGGCGGUGGCAUGCAAUUCGUACAAGAAUAUGCCUACAAGGAUGAAGCGAUCAAGGUUUAUAAGGAGCAGUCGAGAGACAUUUUAUCUUAUAACUUCAAUUUUGAGGAGAACGGCGGUUUUGUCAUGAAAAAUGACUUGAAAGGUAAUCAACAAGAGUUUCGCAUGAAUGUCACUGGAGAAGUUCUGUCUAUGAAAGUUAAAGGAACCGAAACGACAUUCCACUACGACAUUGACGGAUACUGCAUCUAUUCUAAAUCGAAAAAACAGAAAAUUGUAUUUGAAUGGUCAGCUAAAGCCCAAAUCCUAAGGAUUACUGAUCAUAGCUUUGACAUUCGAUACGUUUACGACGGUCUCGGCCGACUAACCGCUAGAAUAAAGGAAAGUAGAGUAAUUCAAUUCUUUUACUCCGACCUCACUAACCCGGGACGAGUAACGCAUAUUUAUGAUAACAAGGUUGGAAAAUCCGUUUUCAUCUACGAUCGGAAUGGGCGAUUAACCGUCAUAAUACAACGUAAUAGAACGUACGCUGUCAUCCUGGACGGGUUCGAUAACGUUGCAGCAAUCUACGACGCCGAAACAGGCGAGGAAGUAGUCAGAGCAAAUUACGACCCUCUAGGCAGGAUAAAAAUUGAUGGUCAAUUUGAGUUCUACUUGGGUUACCGUGGAGGAAUACAUGAAAUAGAGAAUAACUAUGUCGUGUUAUUAAACGGUCGUAUAUUGCAUACUAUCCACGGAAUGUACUUGGCUCCCGAUUACCAAGCCUUUAUUAAACAGUCUCACAAAGUAUUGACUCACCCGGAAAUGCUAUACCUCUAUCUUCCGAUAUUCCCAGACUUGAUAGACCUACAACCGCCUACAGAUCCGAAAUGGUGGCUAAAUACCUUCGCUUUUAACGUUGAUAAUUUUAUCCAUAAAGUCGGCGCCGACGGCUCGUUAAACUCUAUAUUGGAUUAUCGUACAUCGCUAAUACCUACGGUGAAGCAUACUUUGUCGGCAUCCACAACUGUGGAAGCUUCGUAUCGGGAACGUGAAAGGAUUAUUUUAAACGAGUUAUCUCCUUUCCUAAAACCGAAUUUGUAUUAUAAAGAUCUGCUAUUUACUCCCCUUACUUCCAAACACGGCUAUCCAUUAGGGGAAGGAAUGCUAUUGGCGGUUCGACCUAAUUUGGACGUUCGUCUAAAGUCUUGUAAGCCCUUGAUUUCAAAAGAAAAUAAAAAGCUGAUGGAGAAAAUGACAAGAGUAUUCAAUCAUACGAAAAAGAUUGACGGUGUCUAUACAAAAUUCGGAAAGGACUAUCAUUAUUUUGCCUAUCAAGCAUCCGACAAAGUCGGAUCAAUGAUAAGCCAAGGUUUAAAACGAACUGAGGAUUUAGGUAAUGUCUCUUUGAAGAUAGAGGAUGUUGUGGAGGCCAAUUACAACGUUAGAAAAUCCCAUACGGAUCUAACUGUAAUAAGAUUGGAUAACCAUCAAACUACCUUCAAAGUCAGAGAUGGCAUGAGCUAUUUAGAAAUAAAGGACAAGAUUAAAAUGGAAUACGAGGAAUACGCGAUCAGAAGAGCUUGGAAAAUGGAAAAAGAAAGGGCAGAAUUAGGUAUGCGAACCCGCGCUAAAUGGACUAAUAAACAGAUGAAAGAGUUACGGGAAGGCGAGAAUGUGCAAUCAGCUAAGAUAGCUUGGAGGUGGGCUGUUGAUCCUCAGGCCUAUGAUGACCCCAACAAUAUUAUAUUUGAUUUUGUCGAAGAAAGUUGA
Molecule: messenger RNA, 8318 nt
Organism: Dimorphilus gyrociliatus
Lineage: Eukaryota; Metazoa; Annelida; Polychaeta; Dinophilidae
Source: the annotation of a GenBank genome assembly